Messenger RNA from Phytophthora infestans T30-4, 453 nucleotides. RefSeq lists its product as uncharacterized. The coding region runs from base 1 to 453 and encodes 150 amino acids. The record is from RefSeq and is a predicted model, not a curated record. Lineage: Eukaryota; Oomycota; Peronosporomycetes; Peronosporales; Peronosporaceae. The transcript is spliced from 3 exons.
AUGGCUCAUGGCCGCUUGUGGGUACCGCUCGAUAGUGUCAUGGUUGACUCAGCUUGCCAGUUUUCGGCUCGUACGACAACAUUUCUCUGGCCGGCACAUCUUCAACUUGGAGUGCGGUCGCUAGUGAAGUAUUUCCACCUAAUGUACCCAAUGAGUACUCUACAAGAAACUAUUCGACUGACCAACAUCAAUUUAGCGAUGAAUUCAUUUCGUACCAUUGGACCUGGUGAUUUAUUUUGGUGGAUUGCGGUAUACGUAAAUACACCGUCCAACUACGCAUCAAGGUUCCAGAUGAGCCGUCACUGCUUCGAGCAGAUAUUGUACGCACUUGCGCUCUCGGACAACAGUCAGCCGGACGAUCCGUGGGAUCCGAUACGGCCCUUGAUGCUAGGGUUCAAUGAUCGAAGAAAAACGCACGUUUCUCCUGGAAAGAUUAUAGACGUCGAUGACUGA